Messenger RNA from Pteropus alecto (black flying fox), 2262 nucleotides. RefSeq names its product solute carrier family 9 member A2 (gene SLC9A2). Gene Ontology annotation, biological process: regulation of pH; proton transmembrane transport; sodium ion transport. The transcript has 11 exons. The coding region runs from base 136 to 2262 and encodes 708 amino acids. Gene Ontology annotation, molecular function: sodium:proton antiporter activity. Gene Ontology annotation, cellular component: membrane. NCBI's taxonomy places the organism in Eukaryota, Metazoa, Chordata, Mammalia, Chiroptera, Pteropodidae. The record is from RefSeq and is a predicted model, not a curated record.
GGGGCAGCGGCGGCGGCGGCGGCGAGCAGCGGCUGUCGCUGCCCCGCACUGUGCGGGCCCAGCGGGCGGCGUUGACUGGCGCGAUGAGCUGAGCGUCGGGGGCCGGGCAUAGGACUCGUGCGGGGAGCCGAGCGCAUGGAGCCGGCGGGCUCUCGGUGGAGCCUGAGGGCGCCUCCACGGCCGCUACUGCUGCUGCUGAUCCUGCAGGUGGCGGGGCCCGCGGGCACCUUCGCCGAGACCCUGCUGGGCGCGCCCAGGGCCAUGGGCACCAGCUCCAGCCCGCCCAGCCCCGCGAGCGUGGUGGCUCCUGGCACGACGCCGUUUGAGGAGAGCCGGUUGCCAGUGUUCACCCUGGAUUACCCCCAUGUGCAGAUCCCCUUCGAGAUUACCCUGUGGAUCCUGCUGGCCUCCCUGGCCAAGAUCGGCUUCCAUCUCUAUCACAAGUUGCCCACGAUAGUGCCUGAGAGCUGCCUUCUCAUAAUGGUCGGACUGCUGUUAGGGGGGAUUAUUUUUGGAGUCGAUGAGAAGUCGCCCCCUGCGAUGAAGACGGACGUGUUUUUUUUAUAUCUCCUUCCACCCAUUGUGCUUGACGCAGGCUAUUUCAUGCCCACUCGCCCAUUUUUUGAGAACUUUGGCACCAUAUUUUGGUAUGCUGUGGUCGGGACACUUUGGAAUUCCAUUGGCAUUGGGGUGUCCUUGUUUGGUAUCUGCCAGAUUGAAGCUUUUGGCCUGAGUGACAUCACUCUGCUCCAGAACCUACUCUUCGGCAGCUUAAUCUCAGCUGUGGACCCUGUGGCUGUGCUUGCCGUCUUUGAGAACAUUCACGUCAAUGAGCAACUCUACAUUCUGGUUUUUGGAGAAUCUCUGCUGAAUGAUGCAGUGACAGUGGUCCUGUAUAACUUGUUCAAGUCUUUCUGCCAGAUGAAAACCAUUGAGACCAUUGAUGUGUUUGCUGGGAUUGCCAACUUCUUUGUUGUGGGGAUUGGCGGCGUGUUGAUUGGCAUCUUCCUGGGAUUUAUAGCGGCCUUUACUACUCGGUUCACACAUAACAUCCGAGUGAUUGAGCCCCUGUUUGUCUUCCUGUACAGUUAUUUGUCCUAUAUCACAGCUGAAAUGUUUCACCUCUCAGGUAUCAUGGCAAUCACUGCUUGUGCGAUGACUAUGAAUAAGUAUGUGGAAGAAAACGUAUCUCAAAAAUCCUACACAACCAUCAAGUAUUUCAUGAAGAUGCUGAGCAGUGUCAGCGAGACCCUGAUCUUCAUCUUCAUGGGCGUGUCCACCGUUGGGAAGAACCACGAGUGGAACUGGGCCUUCGUCUGCUUCACACUGGCCUUCUGCCUGAUCUGGCGAGCACUCGGUGUCUUUGUCUUGACUCAGGCCAUUAACUGGUUCCGGACGAUCCCCCUCACCUUUAAGGAUCAGUUCAUCAUCGCCUACGGAGGCCUCCGAGGUGCCAUCUGCUUUGCGCUGGUGUUUCUCCUUCCUGCUGCUGUGUUUCCCCGGAAGAAGCUCUUCAUUACAGCUGCAAUUGUCGUCAUCUUCUUUACUGUCUUCAUUCUGGGAAUAACCAUUCGGCCACUGGUAGAGUUUCUUGAUGUUAAGAGGGCCAAUAAGAAACAGCAAGCUGUCAGUGAAGAAAUCCACUGUCGGUUUUUUGAUCAUGUGAAGACUGGGAUCGAAGAUGUUUGUGGACACUGGGGUCACAACUUUUGGAGAGACAAGUUUAAGAAGUUUGAUGACAAAUAUUUGCGGAAGCUUUUGAUUCGGGAAAACCAACCUAAGUCAAGCAUCGUUUCCUUAUAUAAAAAGCUUGAAAUAAAACAUGCCAUUGAGAUGGCAGAAACUGGAAUGAUAAGUACCGUCCCUUCUUUUGCAUCUCUGAAUGACUGUCGUGAAGAAAAAAUAAGAAAGCUCACACCUGGUGAAAUGGAUGAGAUUCGAGAAAUAUUAUCACGAAAUCUCUAUCAAAUCCGUCAGCGAACGCUGUCAUACAACAGACACAACCUGACGGCCGAUACGAAUGAGAGACAAGCCAAGGAGAUUCUGAUCCGCAGAAGGCACAGUCUGCGGGAGAGCGUUAGGAAAGACAACAGCUUGAAUCGGGAACGCAGGGCUUCCACUUCGACCUCCCGGUAUUUAUCUUUACCCAAAAAUACAAAGCUUCCAGAAAAGCUACAAAAGAAAAAGAAUAUUUCUAAUGCAGGUAAUGAAUACAAUUGGAGCAAAAAGACUUUAAACUUAUUUACUAAUUUUAUAGAAUAG